AGUUGCAGUUACUGAAACCCUAACAUGGAGGAAUUAGCGGACUUUAAUAAAACAAAUUCCCAUUGGGAUGAACACGAAAAACUGAUUCACGAAUGGUUCAUUAUGCGUUCACCAAUUCCUUUGGCAGCAAUAAUGAGCUGCUAUUGGAUAUUUGUGUUGAAACUCGGACCAAUGUACAUGAAGAAGAAAGAACCUUUACACGUCAAGAAAUAUCUGGUCGCGUACAAUAUUUUCCAAGUUUUAUUUUCCCUUUAUACAACUUGUAAAGCACUAUACGUUCUGCGAACGUAUAGCCUUUUCCCGUCAAUAUGUCCAGGUGAUCCCAAGGAAUUAAGAAUUUUGCUAACAAGAGGUUGUUAUAUAUACCUGAUAGCGAAACUCUCCGAGCUGUUCGACACAAUUUUCUUCGUUUUAAAGAAGAAUAAACGUCAGAUAACAUUCCUACAUGUUUACCAUCACUCGAUAACAAUAAUCAUGGCGUGGAUCGCGAUUAAGAUAGAUUCUGUGAACCCGAGUGGGGCUUUCAUAGUGGCUUUGAACGGGAUUGUCCAUAUUGUUAUGUACACUUAUUACGGGCUAUCGGCGUUUCCCAGCAUGACGAAACAUUUAUGGUGGAAGAAGUAUAUUACCACCCUUCAACUGGUUCAAUUUUGUGUGAUUAUAUUACACCAUUUCGUGUCAUACAAGAUUGCAAGAUGCAACGAGUUUAAUAUUAUCUUUGUGGCGGUCAUCUUUCAUUUGUUCCUGUUUGUGUACCUGUUCUUGAACUUUUAUAUAAAAACAUAUACAAAUAGACAAAAAACAUCUUAUAUAGGAAGUAAAGCUAAAUGUAAUGAUAGUAAAAAAAUAAAACAAAACUGAA
Messenger RNA from Pararge aegeria (speckled wood butterfly), 862 nucleotides. RefSeq names its product elongation of very long chain fatty acids protein 7-like. The transcript is spliced from 5 exons. Gene Ontology annotation, cellular component: endoplasmic reticulum membrane. Gene Ontology annotation, molecular function: fatty acid elongase activity. Bases 25 to 861 code for a protein of 278 amino acids. The record is from RefSeq and is a predicted model, not a curated record. Gene Ontology annotation, biological process: very long-chain fatty acid biosynthetic process; fatty acid elongation, polyunsaturated fatty acid; fatty acid elongation, monounsaturated fatty acid. NCBI's taxonomy places the organism in Eukaryota, Metazoa, Arthropoda, Insecta, Lepidoptera, Nymphalidae.